UGUCCACGUUACCGAUCGUCGGUAUUGUUUCAUUAAGCCGGUAGUGCAGCUUAUGAGCUAUUGAUUAAAUCUCGUUUUUAAAGCAUUUUUUAACGUGAAUUUACGUGGCUUUUCUUUCCAACUUGCAUUUUUACGAAACUGAAUUCAUAACCAGAAAAUGGCAGGAACCAUAUUAGAAAAUGAGAACUUGAGUGCAGUUAUCUACAGAAGAAUGCAGGCUCACCAGUUGCGGCCCCAAGAUAUUAGACAAAAUAACGCUUGUCAGAUUGUGUAUAACCGAGGUGAAUAUUGCUGUUUAUAUUGUCAUCGUACAUGGAUGUCAAAUUUUUCUUGGAUAAGAGUAAAUCUCAAAGAUCAAAGGUUCGAGUACCGUUGGAAGAUGAAGUGCCAAAAUUGCCUUUCGCUGAAUGAGCCAAAGUUCACCAUACCGCAGUUUGAAGAACUUGCUGAUAUGGCUAUAUGUUGGUAUAAAGGAGAAGACUAUACAUUUCCAAGAACAAAUUCAGUUGCAUAUAGACAAUUUCGAAGGCCCCACUUGCCAACCUUGUGUGAAAAAUGUGGUUGGGGCGCAACAGAAUGUUGGCGAUACGUUUAUCAAUGACUUUUGCUGCUCAUUUUUCUUCAAGCUUGUUCUUAAUAUCUGUGCAGUGAUAUUUCGAAAUUUUACAGCAUUAUUUUUCAAAAAUCAGGUUCCACAUUGAAUUCUUAGAAAACCUAAAUGAAUACUGAAUUUUUACUACCGAGAAUAUAUUUUAAUUCUCAGGUUUAAAAUUAUGUAUAUAAAUAAAAUUAAUUAUUUAUUCUUAAAUAAGUAAUUUAAUUUAUUUACAUACAUGCUUUUUAAACUUAUUUCAACAAAUAGAACAUUUUUAUGUAUGCAUGAACUAUCUUCCAUUCUAAAUUUAAUAUUUUUAUUGCAAGAGAAAACUGCACAGUAAUCUGGACUAUAGCUAUUUCAGAUUCUCUUUUGGUAUAGCUUUUGAUAUAGCUAUUAUAUAGAGAAAAUGACAUCUCUUGCUGUUGAUUGCUGGAUAAUAGUGAAAAAACUUUAUUCAUUAGAAGGUACUUAAAUGUAAAAAAAAAGGUUAAAAAAAAUACAGCCAAACGAUUAUAAUAUAAAUCACAUCUGAAGACAUUUUUUUUUAUCAUUGUAACCAUUAAUUGAAUCCAAGGCUGCAGAAAGAUAUUCAACGUGUUAAUUCUUUGUAUAGUUCUGAUGGUCUACUGUAGAAAAACACAAGUGCAUGUUUGCCUUUGCUUGUGUAAUUUAUCAAUUUCGAAAUUUCUCGCAACUCUGGGAUGCAGUAUUUUAAUUAAUCUGGAUAUUUUUUUAAACAACUAUCAUGGUUUGUUUGCAUAGAAUUGCAAUCCUUGGUAUGCAUAAAAUAUGCAUCUGAAAUAUUACUUCAUUCUGUUAUUCUAAAACUGAUUAUAUUUCUGAAGAAUAAAAAGAAACAAAAAGUUUAAA
Molecule: messenger RNA, 1468 nt
Organism: Stegodyphus dumicola
Lineage: Eukaryota; Metazoa; Arthropoda; Arachnida; Araneae; Eresidae
Source: RefSeq, a predicted model, not a curated record